Molecule: messenger RNA, 2584 nt
Organism: Oryzias latipes (Japanese medaka)
Lineage: Eukaryota; Metazoa; Chordata; Actinopteri; Beloniformes; Adrianichthyidae
Gene: pibf1
Product: progesterone immunomodulatory binding factor 1
Biological process (GO): cilium assembly
Cellular component (GO): microtubule organizing center
Source: RefSeq, a predicted model, not a curated record
CAUUGGCGGUUACAAGGCUGCUUAGGGCGGGACUCUUAAAAACAAAACAGUGUACCGUAGAUUGUAGCCAGCUAGCUGUUGUCCCUCUUUUUACCCGCGUUAUUAUUAUUAAGCAUGUUGAAAAAUAAUGGAUAAUUAACUCUUAACUAAAUUUGCAACCGGUGUGCCUACUGUCUUAAUUAGAACAGAACAUUGUUUGGCACCUUAGAAAAAUGCCUCCGAAGAAGAAGCAGGUCGCAAACAUCUCAAGUUCCCUAGACCUGGAAUCUGAGGAUGUCAGCCUGGAAACCACGAUGCCUACCACCGAGGAUGUGUCCUCCUCAGACGAGCAGCGGCACGGAUCCCAGAAGGUGACCCGCCAGCUCAUCGAGAGAAAGGAGCUUCUGCACACCGUCCAGCUGCUGAAAAUCGAGCUGUCUCAGAAGAAUCUCAUCAUUGAUAACAUGAAGGCUGAUCACAUGACUAAGGUGGAAGAAUUGGAGGAAAAGCUGAAUGACGCCUUACAUCAGAAACAGGUGCUAACCAUGAGACUGGACAGCCAGCUGAAACUUGCUCAGGAGGACAACAGGAAGCAGCAGGCUCUGCGUAAACAGGAGAUGGAGACCAUCUUGCUCAGGCAGCAGCAGCUGGAGGAGACAAACCGCCGCCUGGGCGAAAAAGCUGGAGAGCUGCGGAGGUUGCUCAGAGAUCUGGACAUCUCCACGGACAGGUACCAGGAGCUCCGCGGCCUCCCCGAUGACCAAAUCUCCAUCCAGGAGUACGUGGCGUUGCGCUUCUAUGAGGCUGUGACUCCCCUGCGAGCGGAGGUGGCUCAACUCACUGCGCAGAAAGGCCGAUUGACAGAUGAGCUCGACGUGCACAGAUCGAACAUGAGGACUUUGACAGAGAACUACGAGGAGGAGCGCCGUCUGCGCACAGACCUGGAGUUGAGGAGCCAGAGGCUGACCUUGGAGUUAGCUGACACCAAACAGCAGAUCCAAGAGGGAGACUUUCGCCAAGAAAACUACCCAAAAAUGAAACGAGAGCGGGACAACUUUGAAGCUGAGCUGAAAGAGUUAAAGAGGAGAUUUGACACCGUCGACUUGGCUCACGCAGCACUGACCAGAGAAAGAGACACACUUAGCAAUGAGGUGGCGACAUUGCAGCAUUCUGUGGCUCUGCUGCAGAAGGACAAGGAGUACCUGCAUAGACAAAACAUGGAGCUGAGCAUCCGCUCUGCACAUGGAGAAGACCGUUUAGAGAGACUGCAGGCACAAUUAGAAGAUACUAAGAAUUCCAGGGAACAGGCCUAUGAGAAAUAUUUAGCUUCCAGAGAUCAUUAUAAGUCAGAGUAUGAGAACAAGCUGAGGGAAGAGUUGGAGAACAUUAGGUUGAAAACCAGCCAGGAGAUUGAAAACCUUCAGAGAACCUCAAGAGAGAUGUAUGAGAGGGAGAACAGGAGCUUACGCGAGGCCAGAGACAACGCCGUGCUGGAGAAAGAGCGAGCGGUGGCUGCAGAGAGGGACACGCAGUCCAGAUAUGACCAACUUCUGGAGCAGUUUCGUCAGCUCCAGCUGGGCACCGAUAGCCGUGUAGCAGAAUUACUCAACCAGACGAAGCUGCACAGUUUCGAAGCUGAGCGCGCUCAAAUGCUGAAGGACGAAACAGCCAAGAGCCUGGCUCAGUGCCAGGUGGAGUGUGAGAAACAGCAGAAGAAACUGGAGCUCCUCACUCAGGAGUUUUAUACGCUACAAACGUCGUCUGAGAAGCAGGUGGCGAAGCUUCAAGCUCAGAACGCGGAGCAGGCGUCUCGGCUGGAGACGUAUGAGAAGCUGGAGCAGGAGCUGGACCAGGUCACCAUGCAGGCGGCUGAAAUUGAGAAUGACGAGGAGGCAGAGAGGGUUUUGUUCUCGUACGGUUAUGGAGCCAAUGUUCCAACAACGGCCAAAAGGAGACUAAAGCAAAGCGUCCACCUGGCCCGCAGGGUGCUGCAGCUGGAGAGGCAAAACACAUCUCUGCGGAGAGAGCUGGAGAGGCUGCAGACGGAGUCCAAGCAAACAUCCGAGGAGUUGUCUGCAGCCAACCACCUGUUGCAGCUGGCCCAGCAGCCUCACAGCUACCUGAUCGAGACGGUGAGACAAAAAGAUGGCCAGAUCAGCACGUUGAAGGAACACAUCUCCUCGCUUGAGGAGGAAGUCAGUUCUCUGAGGAAGGAACACAAAGCCCUGCAACAAGUGAGAAAUGACAUGGCCGCCGACCUGGAGCGACUUCUCAACCAUAGAGAGGAGUUGGCGAUGAUGAAACAGGUUCUGAUCAGCAUGCAGUCCAGACAGGGCCCUGCUGUAGACCCGCUGGCAACUAAUAAAGCUACCAAACCAAUCAACAGGACUGCUGCAGAGUCACCGAGCAAGCCCAAACCCACUGUGUUUACUAAAAAGGAUGUUCCUGACUGGUAUCAGAAGCUGAAGCAGAAACCAAAAUAAACAUUUAUUAAUACUUUUGCUGACCAAAAAAUGUUUUAGUUUUUAAAGAUUUAUUUUAUUGUAAACUGCUGUGUUUUUCACAUCUCAACUUUUAAACUCAAUAUUACAAACAUUUGCUCUUG